Molecule: messenger RNA, 3499 nt
Organism: Doryrhamphus excisus (bluestripe pipefish)
Lineage: Eukaryota; Metazoa; Chordata; Actinopteri; Syngnathiformes; Syngnathidae
Source: RefSeq, a predicted model, not a curated record
UUGUUGGAUUGGCCCCGCCUCUCUUGUAAUUGCUCACCUGUGACAUCCGGCUCCUUCCCAAACUAUUGUUGUUUUAGUAGAGUUUCUCCUGUGAUGUGUAUGAUUUAAAAAGAGUAUUGUGACACCUUCUAUAUAUUUUCUUGUUCUGCAGGGCUUCAGCUUCUUGACAUUCUACCAAAAUUAAGAGAACAAGAGGAUGAAGACUUGAUUAUCCAACGUGAGGCAUUUGAAGAGGCAAUGGCUGAAGAUGAGGAGGAGCUCUUGCAAUUGUAUGGUGGCAUCGACAUGAGUAAUCACCUGGAGGUCUUCACAACUCUCUUCAACAAGGUGAGCAGCUCCCCGUCUUCCCUGCAGCUGAUGUCCAUUCUGCAGUCGCUGCUCCUUCUGGGGCCAAGCCGCUCUGAUAUCUGGCUGGCUUUGGAGGCCGUCACAAACCGAGCCAUACUGUUGGCGCAAGACUCUCAAAUGGGGUGCUCUGAGAAGAUCAUGGAGCGCCUGAUGUUCUCCAAGGGCAAGAGCUCUGAGACUCAUUACGAAGUAGAUGGACAGACGGUCAAAAUAGACAAGGGUGUGCAGACUGGUCACGAAGACCAAGACCAGUUGAAGAAAGGCUCGGCAUCAUCUCGGAACUCACGGUGUGCUGCUGCUGCUGCUCCAUCUCCUCCUUUGAGUACGAACAAGCCCAAAGGUUCGAUGCAGUGUCCUCCACCAGCACCGCCUCUUCCGAGUAUGAACGGGCCCCAAGGUUCUUUGCAGUGUCCACCACCUCCACCACCUCCUCCACUGCCUGGAGCAUUCGGUGGACCUCCACCACCUCCUCCACUGCCUGGAGCAUUCGGUGGACCUCCACCACCACCUCCACUCCCUGGAGCAUUCGGUGGACCUCCACCACCACCUCCACUCCCUGGAGCAUUCGGUGGACCUCCACCACCACCUCCACUCCCUGGAGCAUUCGGUGGACCUCCACCACCCCCACCCUUACCUGGAAUGGUGCCGCCGCCACCACCUCCACCAUUACCUUGCGGUCCGGGCAUGGUGCCCCCGCCACCUCCACCUCUGCCCGGUAUGAGCAAUGGACCACCGCCGCCACCUCCCUUACCCGGCAUGCCACCCCCUCCUCCGCUCCCAUCGGGCAUGAUUGUGGCUCAGAGCAGGUUUGCACUGGGAUGCAGCAUCCCUGCAAAGGCGGGCAGAUGUCCCACUCUGAGGAUGAAAAAGCUCAACUGGCAAAAGCUCCGAUCUGUUACCGAUGGGCACUCCAUGUGGGCUUCAGUUCAGAAAGAGCCUCCUCCUCACGAGCCGGACUAUAGCAGUAUCGAGCAGCUGUUCUGUCUCCCGGUGACCGAGCACAAAGACAAGGGGGCAGCUGCUCCUGUCAAGAAGGAGCCUAAAGAGAUUUCGUUCAUCGAGCCCAAUAAAAACUUGAAUGUCAAUAUAUUCCUGAAGCAGUUCAAAUGCUCAAACGACGACUUUGUGGCGAUGAUUCAGAAAGGUGACAGAAGCAGGUUCGAUGUGGAGGUGCUAAAACAGCUCUUAAAGCUCCUGCCAGAAAAACAUGAGAUUGAAAAUUUGAAGUCUUUCCAAGGAGAAAAGGAGAAGCUGGCAAAUGUCGAUCGUUUCUUCACAUCGCUCCUCACUGUUCAAUGUUAUCAGCUGAGGAUCGAGUGCAUGUUGUUGUGCGAGGAGACUGUGUCGGUGUUGGAGAUGCUCCAACCUAAAGUCAAGUUGGUGGAGGAGGCCUGCCAAUGUCUCCGGAUGAGCACGCUUGUACCCAGUUUCUGCAGGCUCAUCCUCGACGUGGGCAAUUUUCUCAACUAUGGAAGUCACACAGGGAACGCUGAGGGGUUCAAGAUCAGCUCACUUCUCAAGCUUACAGAGACCAAGGCCAACAAGAGCCGCAUUACAUUACUUCAUCACAUACUAGAGGAAGCAGAGGUGAGCCACCCAGAGUUGUUGGAGUUGCCAGAGGACAUUGAGAUCUGUCAAAAGGCUGCAGGUGUUAAUCUGGACUCUAUCCAGUCUGACGCAAACACCUUAUUGAAACGACUGAAUGAGACGGCCAAGAAAGUCUCCAACUCUGUGGAGGAGGUGAAGGAGCAAUAUGCAAAGAUUCUUGAGGAAAAUCUGGUAGCUUGUCGAGCUUUGAGCGAAAGGUUCGCAGACAUCGACAAGAAGAAGAGUGAACUUGCCGUCUACUUGUGUGAAGAUCCCAAUCAGCUGUCACUCGAAGAACUUUUCGGAACUAUCAGGACUUUCCGAGAACUUUUCAUCAAGGCACUGAAGGACAAUAAGACCAGGAAAGAGCAGGCAGCCAAGGCUGAGAAGAGAAAGAAGCAGCUGGCAGAGGAAGAAUCCAAGAGACAGAAGGGAGAGAAUGGAAAAAUAAUUAAGAAAGGCCUUGUGCCGCAGAACGACGGCUGCAUAAUCGAUCACCUGCUGGUGGAUAUCAGGAAGGGUUUCAGCCUAAGAAAGACCAGGCCAAGGUGCGAUUCGGGAAGCCCCAACUCUAGUGAAAUGCGUAGGGAUACCGGCCCACCUGGGUCAAGUGUGAAGCCUGCAAGCGAAGAAGCCGUAGACACAGCCACCAUAUCCGCUCCCACCGUACCGCCGACAGAGGAUCACCAAGCCAGCACAGGCCAGGUGAACGGCUUCACGAAUUCCCCCGGAGAGACUCCUUCACCGCCUCAGGGUGCUACACCCGACCAAACCCAAGGAGAACCAGCCAUGACAACGCCGGCACCCCCAGAAAGGCCGACAUCGCUACAGGAGAGUCUGAGCUCCACAGUAACACAAACUAACCCUCAGGUGGAUCAUCAGCCACUUCUUCUGACGGAUGGGUUUUCGGUAGACUCACCUGAAAGCAGUGUCUUCAGUCCAUCCUCCCUGUCAGAUUCUGACCUAACAGAAGCUGUGUCGGCUGCAACAUCCAGCCUGGUACCUGAGAAGUUAACAGCUGAGAAGCCAGUGGACGUUAGUGUGAAUGUUCAACUCACAGGAAACAAGGAUACUAGUGAAAGGAAAGUAGACAAGGACAUUGAAAUGAGUAAUAAGAGUCGUCGACAAGAGGACCGUCUUGAACCGCAUGUUGCCAAAACACCCAAGCAGGAUAAGGUGGUGAGCUGCGCCCACACCAAAAGCAAGGAGGAGACUUUUAAUGAGAGCAUCAUGGGGUGUGAUGUCCAGGAUGGAGUAGAAACGGAACAUGUGCCAUCGGCGUCUGAAGACGUAAAGACGCCCAAACCCGAGCCAAAGAAACUGCCAAGCUUCUUUAAACGGAACAAAAAGAAGAGUCCAGGUAAACUAUCCAUUCAUUUAAAUGAAGAUUUUUGGAACGCUAGUGUCUUGCCAUGUCUUAAGGGAAGAUUUGUUUUUAUUUUACUAUGAUACAUUUUCGGGAUAUGCUGUUUUAGAGAAUGAAUGCAUGAUGAUGGAUGAUUAUUUUUAUUAAAACAUGUUUAUCAAUGAUGCCAAUGAACGGUUUAUUUGAAUGCUAUGUUUU